GUCUGUAACGUUAAAGAUGGAGUGUGGAGGGGGAGCGACACCCCCGCCCCCAACCCAAAAUAUUUAAAUCGAAAAUAUUUAAACGGAUAUAUAGCUGGCUAGCUGACGACCAAGUUUGUUACAUGACAAUACUGAAUAACAUUACGCCCGAAAUAAUUGAUGAACGAUAUUCGGGAGCGUGCUUGGUAGCUAGCAAGGUAGCUACAGAUUGCUGUUGUCUGUAAGUGAUAAUGCGUGUGAACGUGUUGGGCGAACCAAAAUUUUUUUUUAGCUAGCAAGAGACAUAUCCCGUAUCUGUAGGCCCGAGGAUGUAGCUAGCCUGCUAACACAAUCCGACAUUGCAAUCAAUGCUGUGGCACAGACUGGGGUUCCAGCGGCGGAUGCGAACUCUUUUCAAACAGUUAAUUUAAUCUUUGUGAUUGUGGCACAUUCCCGAUUGCAAAUGCGUUUGAUGUGUAGUUUGUAGUUUGGAGACGCCGCAUCAGAAGCGAAGACCGUGCGUUACUUAUUUUUCCGUCUGCCGUCGCCCCCCGGCCCGUGCCAGUGGAGCGCUCCUACCGGGCAGAUAGACUGGCAUACGGCGGGCACGGCCAGCCUUGCCACCGCGAUCUCUUUUCAGUCUUCCCGUGGGCUGCCCGGCUAAACGCGACUCGGGAAGGACACAUUAGACGCUCUUAUUACUCUCAAGACAGUGUGGUGCCAGGCGUAGCGCCAUGGCUCAGACGCUGCAGAUGGCCAUCCCAAACUUCGGCAACAGCGUCCUGGAGUGCCUGAACGAGCAGCGGCUGCAGGGGCUGUACUGCGACGUGUCGGUGGUGGUGAAGGGCCACGCCUUCAAGGCGCACCGCGCCGUGCUGGCCGCCAGCAGCUCCUACUUCCGGGACCUCUUCAACUCGGGCAGCAAGAGCUCGGUGGUGGAGCUGCCCCCGGCCGUGCAGCCGCAGAGCUUCCAGCAGAUCCUGUCCUUCUGCUACACGGGCCGCCUCAGCAUGAACGUGGGCGACCAGUUCCUGCUCAUGUACACGGCCGGCUUCCUGCAGAUCCAGCAGAUCAUGGAGAAGGGCACCGAGUUCUUCCUCAAGGUCAGCUCCCCGAGCUGCGACUCGCAGGGGCUGCACGCCGAGGAGACCCCGCCCUCCGAGCCCCAGAGCCCCGUCACGCAGACGUCGGCGGCGGGCGGCGCGGGAGCGGCCGGGGGCACCGGCGGGGGCGUGGCCGCCACGGGGGCCGGUCGCCCCGCCUCCUGCCUCACUCCGCUCCCCCUGGUGUCCCGUGUCAAGAUGGAGCAGCAGGAGGGGUCGUCCUACUCGGUGGUGUGCACCCCUGUGGCGAAGAGACUGUGGGAGGGGGGCAGCCGGGAGGGGGGCGGUGGCUCGAGCGGGGGAGGCGGGGGGGGCAUGAGGAAGGCCGCCCGCUUCUCCCAGGAGACGGCGAGGGGCAGCACCAUUCAGUCUCAGAGCGGGGCGGGGGCCGUCGGCAGCCUUGGUGGGGGGGGCACCAACGGGAACAGCAACAACGCAUCGGAGAGCACAAGCCCUGGCAACCUGAGCGCCUACACCAGCGACUCUCCGAACUCCUUCCACGACGAUGACGAGGAGGAGGAAGUCACAGACGAAGGAACUGAGGAGCAGUACCGGCAGAUCUGCAACAUGUACACCAUGUACAGCAUGCUCAACGUGGGGGCUGCAGCGGCCGGGGAGCGGGUGGACGCCCUGCCUGAUCACCUGACCUCGGACUCCCGGGGAAGGAUGCGCGUACGGCAGGAACUGGCCUCGCUGCCUGCUGAGCUCAUCACCCAGAUCGGCAACCGCUGCCACCCCAAACUGUACGAGGAGGGAGACCCCGCCGAGAAGCUGGAGCUGGUCUCAGGGACCAGCGUCUUCAUCACCCGAGCCCAGCUGAUGAACUGUCACGUCAGCGCCGGGACUCGACACAAAGUACUACUGAGGAGACUGUUGGCGUCCUUCUUUGACCGGAACACUCUGGCUAACAGCUGCGGGACAGGUAUCCGUUCCUCCACUAACGACCCCAGCCGCAAGCCGCUGGACAGCCGAGUGCUACACGCUGUCAAGUUUUACUGCCAGAACUUCGCCACGAGCUUCAAGGAGAGCGAGAUGAACGCCAUCGCAGCCGACAUGUGCACCAACGCGCGGCGCGUGGUGCGCAAGAGCUGGAUCCCCAAGCUGAAGCUGCUGAUGGCGGAGGGCGACGCCUACUCCAGCUUCCUGCCCGACACCGUCAAGAUGGAGGCGGACGGCAUGGCCGCAGAGCACGGGUUCGAGACCGGGGGCUUGGACGCGGGGGCGUCAGCGGAGGCGGGCGCCUCCAACGAGUCCCUGCAGGGGGUGGGCGGAGACAGCAGCACUUUGUUUUAGUAAGUGACAACC
Megalops cyprinoides (Indo-Pacific tarpon) is the source of this 2387-nucleotide messenger RNA. RefSeq names its product nucleus accumbens-associated protein 1 (gene nacc1a). The record is from RefSeq and is a predicted model, not a curated record. Gene Ontology annotation, biological process: regulation of transcription by RNA polymerase II. Gene Ontology annotation, molecular function: protein binding; RNA polymerase II cis-regulatory region sequence-specific DNA binding; DNA-binding transcription factor activity, RNA polymerase II-specific. The transcript has 6 exons. Lineage: Eukaryota; Metazoa; Chordata; Actinopteri; Elopiformes; Megalopidae. The coding region runs from base 714 to 2375 and encodes 553 amino acids.